AUGGAGGUCAACAUGGACACCCACUGCUACAUAUGCGGGCUAUCCAAAGCCCCAACGAUAGACUCCCUCCCUGUGCCUCUGUCCGAUGAACCAUUACCGUCAUCCCACUGGUCGAACUGGGAUCCAGCCAAGCAGCGCAUCCACGAUCCCAAGAUCGGCAGUACAGUGGCAGCGGAUCCAUUCUACCGCACCAUCAUCAAGGACUUCACCAAACAACCCUCAUUCUAUGUGGCCGGCGCAUUCCAGGAUACCAUCAAAUGGAUGACCGAAUCAACUGUACCGAUAGACAAACACACAACGAGGAAGAGAAACUCCACAGAUCCCAAAACCCCCACGGUGGCAUUCACCGUCGCGGAUCCCCGACAGCGAGAUAACUGGGUCUAUCACGAUCGACUAGGUUUCACGAUCCACGAGCAGUGCUGGCGUCUGGUGGGGAUUGUACUUGGGCAUGCAUCGGUGGAGCGAAACCUGGAGAUCUUCAUCGAGGGGUUGCAGACGGUAUGGAACAUUGCUUUGUCCUGCCAGGUGCAUCGUCGACAGGCUCUGGAUCCAAAUCCGACAAGUUCAAGUUCCAACCACGGUUCGGGUCACCUCGUUGAUCCUGUACAUAUUCCAGAGCUCCGGGGGGCAAUUUCCAUCGCGAUGGAACGGGCAUCAGGAUCAGCGUCAGCACCUACGACAAAGACGGAGAUCCCGUGUGCGAUGUCUCUGCGACUGGGGAAUAUCCCGUUUGAUAUCCAGUACUUGAUUCUGGAGACUCUAGAGGAUCCGCGCGAUAAGAUCAACAUGAUGGAUACAUUUCAGUGGCGUUUUGCAGACGGGUUUUGGCAUCGGCGGUUCCCCCGGUUUCUGGUCUUUGAGUACUACGAUCUCAGGUCUAAGAAUGUGGACUGGAUGUUCUUGACUUUGAUCAUGGGGAUAGUCUGGACGCAGUCUCCUGGUUUGCAGCAUCGAGCCCAGAUCAUGAAGCUCUUGUUGUCCUGCAAGAAUGCGUUCGACCAGUUGGUGCAGGAAAGAGAUGAGACUAACGUGGUGCUGACCCGUGCUGGCUUGUGCAUGCAAAAUACAUUUUAA
Aspergillus tanneri is the source of this 1074-nucleotide messenger RNA. RefSeq lists its product as uncharacterized. The record is from RefSeq and is a predicted model, not a curated record. The transcript has 2 exons. Lineage: Eukaryota; Fungi; Ascomycota; Eurotiomycetes; Eurotiales; Aspergillaceae. Bases 1 to 1074 code for a protein of 357 amino acids.